This is a messenger RNA of Symphalangus syndactylus (siamang), 1976 nucleotides long. It is a transcript of the gene NCF1, whose product is annotated as neutrophil cytosolic factor 1. NCBI's taxonomy places the organism in Eukaryota, Metazoa, Chordata, Mammalia, Primates, Hylobatidae. The record is from RefSeq and is a predicted model, not a curated record. Gene Ontology annotation, cellular component: NADPH oxidase complex; cytoplasm. Gene Ontology annotation, molecular function: superoxide-generating NADPH oxidase activator activity; phosphatidylinositol binding; protein binding. Gene Ontology annotation, biological process: respiratory burst; superoxide anion generation.
UGCGCCACUGUACUCCAGCCUGGGUGACAGAGCGAGACUCCGUCUCAAAAAAAUAAAUAAAAAUAAAUAAAAAAUAAAAAGUGGGAAAAAUCCUAUGUCAUCCUGAAAAAAGGCUGUGAGCCUGCUUACAGAGGUCAUUACAAGGUCAAACUCAAGUUCGGAGCACUUCCUGCCUCUGCUCAUCCAACAGACUUGCUGGAUACCCCGUCUGCGGAGCACUUUGAGGGAACAUAAUGGAGUCUCGGGAAGCCACAGGAAGAGAGUGGAAAGAUCACAGCCAGGGGCUCAGGGUGUUUACAGGACAAGCACUCUGGCCAGGCAGUUACACAAGAGUGGAAAGACCGCUAGACGAAGGGAAGGAAGUGCCGAGAGCCCACAAAAUUAUCUGCUUACAACAAGCCCCACUAGAACCUUCCUCUGCCGCCUCGACAUGCCCAGGAGAGCACUGCUGCAGGUGUGUGUGAACAUGAGUCUGCCCCUGUUUACACCCUGCAAGCCUGAAGAGUCCCCAGAAACUGAAAGAAGAAGCAAAGCCCUUUCUGUACCCUCCCUGCCCCCUGUCCCGACCGCGACAAAAGCGACUUCCUCUUUCCAGUGCAUUUAAGGCGCAGCCUGGAAGUGCCAGGGAGCACUGGAGGCCACCCAGUCAUGGGGGACACCUUCAUCCGUCACAUCGCCCUGCUGGGCUUUGAGAAGCGCUUCGUACCCAGCCAGCACUAUGUGUACAUGUUCCUGGUGAAAUGGCAGGACCUGUCGGAGAAGGUGGUCUACCGGCGCUUCACCGAGAUCUACGAGUUCCAUAAAACCUUAAAAGAAAUGUUCCCUAUUGAGGCAGGGGCGAUCAAUCCAGAGAACAGGAUCAUCCCCCACCUCCCAGCUCCCAAGUGGUUCGACGGCCAACGGGCCGCCGAGAACCGCCAGGGCACGCUUACGGAGUACUGCAGCACGCUCAUGAGCCUGCCCACCAAGAUCUCCCGCUGUCCCCACCUCCUCGACUUCUUCAAGGUGCGCCCCGAUGACCUCAAGCUCCCCACGGACAACCAGACAAAAAAGCCAGAGACAUACUUGAUGCCCAAAGACGGCAAGAGUACUGCAACAGACAUCACCGGCCCCAUCAUCCUGCAGACGUACCGCGCCAUUGCCGACUACGAGAAGACCUCGGGCUCCGAGAUGGCUCUGGCCAUGGGGGACGUGGUGGAGGUCGUGGAGAAGAGCGAGAGCGGUUGGUGGUUCUGUCAGAUGAAAGCAAAGCGAGGCUGGAUCCCAGCGUCCUUCCUCGAGCCCCUGGACAGUCCCGAUGAGACGGAAGACCCUGAGCCCAACUAUGCAGGUGAGCCGUACGUCGCCAUCAAGGCCUACACUGCUAUGGAGGGGGACGAGGUGUCCCUGCUCGAGGGUGAAGCUGUUGAGGUCAUUCACAAGCUCCUGGACGGCUGGUGGGUCAUCAGGAAAGACGACGUCACAGGCUACUUCCCGUCCAUGUACCUGCAAAAGUCGGGACAAGACGUGUCCCAGGCCCAACGCCAGAUCAAGCGGGGGGCGCCGCCCCGCAGGUCGUCCAUCCGCAACGCGCACAGCAUCCACCAGCGGUCGCGGAAGCGUCUCAGCCAGGACGCCUAUCGCCGCAACAGCGUCCGUUUUCUGCAGCAGCGACGCCGCCAGGCGCGGCCGGGACCGCAGAGCCCCGGGAGCCAGCUCGAGGAGGAGCCGCAGACGCAGCGCUCUAAACCGCAGCCGGCGGUGCCCCCGCGGCCGAGCGCCGACCUCAUCCUGAACCGCUGCAGCGAGAGUACCAAGCGGAAGCUGGCAUCUGCCGUCUGAGGCUGGAGCGCAGUCCCCAGCUACCGUCUCGGCCCUUCCCGCCCCGUCCCUGUAUAUACGUGUUAUGUAGAGCCUGGUGUCUGGACGCAGAGGGCAGCCCCGGCCCCUGUCCAGCGCGGCUCCAGCCACCCUCAAUAAAUGUUGCUUGGAGUGGA